AUGGAUAUUGGCCUGCCAUGUUGUGCGGAUGCGGCAUGCCGAAAAGUCCUCGGAUCUGAUUUGGUAUCGAAAAAAGAUGAAGGGAAUGUUGUUUUUCGUGUUGGUGAUUUUUCCCUGGAUGGAUACCCAGAUUUGAUAGCACUUGUCCGAGAGAAAUCACAAAAUCCAAUGGUUCUGGAGAAUGUACCGUGCACCGAUUGCAUUUCGAAUGCUUCAAGGAGAUUUGAGCUGCGCACAAGUCCACGACUCAUACAACCGGCCGAUGUUUCA
Molecule: messenger RNA, 270 nt
Organism: Gongylonema pulchrum
Lineage: Eukaryota; Metazoa; Nematoda; Chromadorea; Rhabditida; Gongylonematidae
Source: the annotation of a GenBank genome assembly